Hippoglossus stenolepis (Pacific halibut) is the source of this 4112-nucleotide messenger RNA. It is a transcript of the gene lamp2, whose product is annotated as lysosomal-associated membrane protein 2. Lineage: Eukaryota; Metazoa; Chordata; Actinopteri; Pleuronectiformes; Pleuronectidae. Bases 131 to 1384 code for a protein of 417 amino acids. Gene Ontology annotation, cellular component: membrane. The transcript has 9 exons. The record is from RefSeq and is a predicted model, not a curated record.
GACACAUUUCCUGGUACAGUCGGCAGCGGCUCUCCCACAGCUCACAACACCGCAGACUGAGCGACCUGGCCGGGCAUCUCUCUCUUCUCCUCUCCGGCGGCGGACACUCCAAAAAAUCUCUCCGGCCACCAUGGCCCGAUUCGCUGCAUUCGUUUCGCUCCUCGCCGCUGGGAUCGUCUUCCAGCUGUCACAUGGCGUUGAAGUGAACGUCACAGACAAAGAGGGCAAGCUCUGCCUCUAUGCCAACCUCAUGGUCAACUUCUCAGUCUCGUAUCCAGCUGGAGAGAAGAUUGACACAGUUGAGUUCGAACUUCCAAGUGAAGUCACAACCAAUGGAAGUGAAUGCGGCGCCACAAGCUCAACGCUGAAGCUUAAUUUCGGAGACGGGCGCUCCUGGAGUGUGAACUUCACCAUGGAUGGAAAUGUGUACCAGGCAGACUACAUCACCUUUUCCUACAACCUCAGUGACACCACUGUCUUCCCUAGCUCUGGAUCAAAUGAAACUGCAUCCGUGACCGUGAAGUCUCAGAUUACAAACGUGGGUGUGGAUACCUGCUACUCGUGCAACAGUAAAGACAUGAUACUUACUGAUAUGGUCAAUAUGACACUGUCCAGCGUGCUCAUACAGGCUUUUGUGAGUGAAGGCAACAAGAGUGAAAAUAUAACAUCUUGUAGUGCGGAUCAACCCGUAACCUCUCCUCCCCCGACCACUCAAGGCACCAAUGCAACCACCCCAGCUCCUGUCACAAACGCCACUUCCACUGCCCCUCCUCCUACCACCACCCCAACGCCCACCCUCCCUCCUCCCAACACUGGGAAGUACAGCGUCAACUCGGACAACACCACAGUCUGCCUGUUGGCCGACUUUGGCCUGCGGAUCAGUAUCAAGCAAGGAGAGACGUAUCAGGAGAUGAACCUCGAACCCAACAAGACCACGGCAUCUGGAUCGUGUGGAGUCAACAGCAGCGAGCUGCAGUUGGUGUCAAGCACUAUGACCAUCAUGUUGACCUUCAUUAAUGACACAGCAAAGUUCCGCCUGCAUGCCGUCAACUUCACCGCAAAGACGGGCUCUGGUGUGGACUUUAAUGCGGUGAACACCAACCUGACUCUAUGGGAGGCGGCCAUCGGCAGCUCCUACAUGUGCAACAAGGAGCAGAACUACACCAUCACCAACCUGCUCAGCUUCUACACCUUCAACCUGCGAGUGCAGCCCUUUGGAAUCGCAAAGGGGGUUUUCAAUACAGCCCAUGAAUGUUCAUUGGAUGACACCAGCAUCUUAAUCCCAAUCAUUGUUGGCGCUGCUCUGGCUGGCUUGAUUCUCAUUGUAGUGGUCGCUUACGUGAUUGGUCGAAGAAAGACUUAUGUCGGAUAUCAGACCCUUUAAAUCACUCCUGAAAUAUCACGGGGCUCCCAAGCCUGGUCCUUGGGGGUUUUAAAUAAAAACGUCAGCUGACAGACGGAGAGAGGAGAACCCCCAUAAUCUAAAAUAAACAAAGUCUCUUCAGGAAAAAACUCAGAAAAAUGAAAUUUUACUGUCUUUUGAUAUUGGAGAUAUUAGACAUGAGAUGCUUUCAUAGCAUUUUUUGAAUUACAGUCACCUCAAGGGUCUUGUAAAGGUGGAGGGUUUGGUGUAAUUCUCAAGGACCAAACUUGUUUACCCCCAAUUUUUAUGUUCCUUUCUGUUGACUUCUGGAUAUUUGUCUUUUUCUUUUUUUUGUUGUGUUUUCAUUUUUUGUUGAUGAGCAAGUGCAAGACCCACCUCUCCAAAUUUUAAAUAAUCACAGUCACAUAAAAAGUGAUUUUCCGUAUGCAGUAUAUAGAAGUGAUACCGGUACUGUCGGACUUCUACAUUUAAAAAAAAAAAGUCCCUGAACAUGAAUUUUUAUUUUAUUUUAGUAAAAGAUUUGUGACAGUCUGUUGCAGUGGGAUCCUGCACUUGCUCCGCAGACAUUCCCCCUUUUGUUUGCAUUUGCCAUCAUUUAAUCUGUGUGUACAUUUGAGUUUUAACUUCCUUUUUAUGGUUUGACUUUUCAUCCCAGUAAUUAUUUAAAUUGAGACACAUAGGAAUCAUAAUUUCACCUCAGAUUUCAUUUCAGAACAUUUCCUUAACAAAAAACGAAGGAAGAUGGUCAAGUAGCUUUUUUUCUUUGUUCUAUGAAAUUCAUUUGAAAGGACGAAGGUCUUCUUUCUUUGUUGCUAAAGGAAAUAUGCUUUAGCCCAUGUUUGCCCCUGCAGAGCAGGAGAAACAUUGGAAUAAUUGUCCUGUUUUGUAAACAUGUAAAAUCAAAGUGUGAGUUGUUUUAACGUCUAUAAACCUUUUUCAUGGACGACAUUUAAACAUAGAUCAAGCAGUAAAAGUCCUGGUGGAGCUAAUGACACAACAGUGGCUGAUUCACACACAAAUGUCAAACUGAUGGGAUGAAGCUGUUGUUACUGUUAUUAAUCACACCUUUACUCUUCCUGCUAAACAAUGACAACAUGUCUGCUGUUAAAAGGGUCUGUUACAUUUGCACAUGUUGCAGCCAGAGAGUAAGUCUGAGAAGAAGGGUUAGCUUUUUUUUUUUUUUUCUUUCCCUCGAUAUAUUUUGGCAUUAGGUUCAGAAAAAGGGAUCGAUAGUACUAUUGUGUCACUUUCAGCACAGACAAUUCUGAAACGAGGAUAUUUACAUAUAAAUGCACUAAGACGCUCUUUACCUUUUGCUUUGUGUUGAGACUGUUGUAGCAUUGUUUCACCUGUGUAGAGGCCUGAGCUCUGAGGGCUGCCGCUGGACCAGGGGACGUUAAAGACCCUGAAAACUCUGUAUCAAAUCUGAAGCAUUACAUCAUAACUUCUAAAAAUAUCUUUGAGUUUAUGAAGAAGUUUACCAAAGGAAUAGUUUUACAUUUAGGGAACUUAUUUGUUUUCUUUUCAAGAGUUUGAUGAGAAGAUUGAAGAUGAAGCCAGGAGCUGUUAGCAUGGCUUAGCACAAAGACUGGAAACGGAGGGAAACAGCUAGCGUGGCUCUGACGAGUAGCUUGGUAGUGAGCCUGGUAUGAAUUCUCUUUCAAAGGAAUUCAAAAUGUGGAAUUAUUCCUUUUAUAAUCUCAGCUCGUCUGCCUAUUCAAAACCGUGUGGGAGCAACACGGACAAAAAGACGAAAGUCCCCACACAUCUCUCAAAUAUUACCAAAUCCAGAAUGGUGCAGUGAAAUCAAUGAUCUGAUCUCAUGUGACAUAGACGUAACAGAGAAUGUUUCUAUUUUGGAGCCGGGCACACGCAGUGAGAAGGUGAAAAUAGGUUUUCAGGGCCUUCGUAAACGAGGCAGCGUAGGUUUCAGUGAAGCAGCGUCAGGGAUGCAGGCAAGCCCAUGCACGCGUGUAUCUGUAACGAUAGAGAGCUGAAGUGACACGUGGUAGUAGCUGCUUAUUUUUGCUUGAUUCUUGCAGAGUGUCGUGUACUGUUUGACUCGUUGCAGCUCUUCAUUCAGAGCUGGAGCAGAGCAGACGGUAAACGACACUGAGGAUGAAAACUAAGAGAAAUGAGUUGGAUCUUUAAGUUGCAUUUGAUAUAGUCUUCCCCAGGACGUUGUGCGUGUGUAUGAAUAACUUUGCUAUAAUUAUCAAACAUGAGCUUUGACUUUCUGCUUGUGAUUGUUGCUGUCGUGUGUAUUUCAGCUUUGUGUAAACUCAAUUGCCUUAAUUAUAAAGAUGCUCUUGCAGCACCAGUAUGAAUGUUAAAAGGUAUGUGUGUCCCUUGUUCUCAGUGAACCAUCUAACCGGUUCUUCCAUCAGGAUCACUGUGCCUUUCUCAAUAAUGACUGUUUUUUUCUUUUUUCAUUCAUUAACUCAUUGAUGCUGUUGAGAUUCUCGCCCACUAUGAUUCGGCUCUUUUUGUUUUAUUCCUCCUCUCCACUGAGAACAUUGCACACACAUGUUCAGCAAAGGGAAUUUGUGCUGCAAGAGCAUCUUAUUAAAGAUCAAUUCAUGUGCUCUGUGGAAACAAAGUGACUGUUGAUUUCAUCUCCAAUCCCUCUCGCUGUUAGCUCUAAUAAAUUUGAUUUCAAAUUGUGUGUCGGACUCAAGUGGAGCUUUUUAGCAUUUUAAGAUUUCUUGAAAUAAAAAUGUGUCCUGGA